AUGGCAAUGUCGGCGGCACCGUCCACCUCAUCCGCAUGGAGUGCCUCAAUGGCGCUGCGGCCGGAGAAAGGAAACAUAUGGCAGACUGUAUUUCAAGCCUUCGAUCCCGACGAGUCCAAUGUAUACCAUUCGCGCAGACCCCAUAAGAAAUCCAGGGCCGGCUGCCUCGUCUGCAAAAAACGGCGAGUGAAGUGUGAUGAACAAAAGCCGUCCUGCUUGAGAUGCCGAAAAUACGGCGCUCUGUGCGCCUACCCUUCCUUAGAAGUAUCUCUGAGGAGCACAGAUAACUCUCAGGCACUGUCGCUUCCAGGGAAACCAAGUCAGAUGGCAUUCUCCAUGUCACUGACCGACAUGGAAACCAAGAUCUACGAGCUCUUGGGACCAUGUGGUGGAAUCAUGCCGCAUACCCUGAAAGAGCGAGGUGCGUCUCAUUCCAUCCCAACUAUAGCCCUGCAGCAUUUCAUCAAGAACUCUACCGAGCACACCCCCAUCGCGUCCAUGCGCAACGUGAUGCGGACCGACAUGAUAAAGGUGGCAUUCAGUAGCCCAUACUUGAUGUACACGAUCCUCGGUGUCGGCCUUCUUCACCUAAACCGGGUCUCCCCCGGAAACCACCUCCGGCAACUCGCAGAGGCCCACUUCUGGCAGCAGGCCAUUCGAUUGUACCAGAAGGCCCUGAGUGCAAAGCUAACCCGGGAGAAUAUGGAUGCGAUUCUCUCAGCCUGCCUCUUCAUGGGGCUUACUUCCAUUUGUCCGGAGAAGUUCGAGCCCACGGAUUCAUGGGUCCUGACGAACAAGCCCGGAGCCAUGAACUGGAUCUGUCUUCAAAGCGGAGUGCGGUGCAUUAUCGAGCUCGCUCAGCCGUUCCUCGCCGAUAGUAUAUGGGCGACAGCCUUUGCCGAAUCCGCGAGCAAAGAAUGGGGACUCUUCGAUUGCUCUGGUCAUAUUGGACGGGAAGGCUUAGAUCCUGUCUUGGCUGAUCUCUGCGGAGUCGAUGAUUUUACGACAGAGCAAACAAAUCUAUAUUAUGCGCCAUUGAAGUACAUAACCGGACUGUCCGGCCUAGAGAGAACAGCCGUCAACGCAAGUAUCUGCACAAGCUUUAUCGGACGACUGGAACAUGGGUUUCUUGGCCUGCUCCGAGAGAGAGACCCGCCCGCACUGAUUAUCCUGUCGCAGUGGAUGGGGAUGAUGUGUACCAUGUCUCAGUGGCAGCCGUGGGUCGAGGGACGGGUUCGACAAGAGUGUGUCGCCAUCUGCAUGUACCUGGAGAACAGCCCAGACCCGAGGAUACGCGGAUUGCUCGAGUUUCCAGCGGAGUCGUGCGGAUAUACGCUGAAACGGAAUCGACAAUGA
This is a messenger RNA of Aspergillus terreus NIH2624, 1356 nucleotides long. RefSeq names its product Zn(II)2Cys6 transcription factor. The coding region runs from base 1 to 1356 and encodes 451 amino acids. Gene Ontology annotation, molecular function: zinc ion binding; DNA-binding transcription factor activity, RNA polymerase II-specific. Gene Ontology annotation, biological process: regulation of transcription by RNA polymerase II. The record is from RefSeq and is a predicted model, not a curated record. Lineage: Eukaryota; Fungi; Ascomycota; Eurotiomycetes; Eurotiales; Aspergillaceae. The transcript is spliced from 3 exons.